AUGUAGUUACCGGCCCAGCCCAUCUAAAAUGAACCCUAGUAUAGAAUGGCAAGUGAGGGCUUUUGUUAAUCAGCAACAAACAAGCAGUAUAUAUAUUGGUAUCUAGGGUUUUAGGUUUCUUCCUCAUUUCUCUGGUUUAUCGCAGUUGCGCCACUCAGAAGAGAAGAGAGGAGAACGAUGUCUCACAGAAAGUUUGAGCACCCAAGGCACGGUUCUCUCGGUUUCUUACCGAGGAAGAGGGCUGCCCGACACAGAGGCAAAGUGAAGGCCUUCCCCAAGGAUGACCCCAGCAAGCAACCACACCUUACUGCCUUCUUGGGCAACAAGGCUGGAAUGACCCACAUUGUGAGGGAGGUUGAAAAGCCAGGGUCAAAACUUCACAAGAAGGAGACUUGUGAGGCUGUUACAAUUAUUGAGACCCCUCCCUUGGUGGUGGUUGGUGUUGUUGGCUACGUGAAGACUCCUCGUGGCUUGCGUACAUUGAACACUGUAUGGGCUCAGCACUUGAGCGAGGAGAUCAGGAGAAGGUUCUACAAGAACUGGUGCAAGUCAAAGAAGAAGGCUUUCACCAAAUAUGCUAAGAAGUAUGACAGUGAGGAGGGCAAGAAAGAUAUUCAGUCUCAGCUUGAGAAAUUGAAGAAGUACUCAACUGUGAUUAGAGUCUUGGCUCACAAUCAGGUUAGGAAGAUGAAGGGUUUGAAGCAAAAGAAAGCUCAUAUUAUGGAAAUUCAGGUCAAUGGUGGAACUAUUGCCCAGAAGGUUGACUAUGCUUACGGUUUCUUUGAGAAGCUUAUUCCAAUCGAUGCUGUCUUCCAGAAGGAUGAGAUGAUUGACAUCAUUGGUGUGACCAAGGGUAAGGGUUAUGAAGGUGUUGUUACUCGUUGGGGUGUUACUCGUCUUCCCCGUAAGACUCACAGGGGUUUGCGUAAGGUUGCUUGUAUUGGUGCUUGGCAUCCUGCCAGAGUUUCGUACACUGUUGCAAGAGCUGGUCAGAAUGGUUACCAUCACCGUACUGAGAUGAACAAGAAAAUCUACAAGCUUGGUAAAUCUGGUCAGGAGUCUCACCAAGCAAUGACUGAGUUUGACAGGACCGAGAAGGAUAUCACUCCAAUGGGUGGUUUCCCUCAUUACGGUGUGGUGAAGGAUGAUUACAUUCUGAUCAAGGGUUGUUGUGUUGGUCCUAAAAAGAGAGUGGUGACUCUGAGGCAGUCUCUCCUCAAGCAGACAUCCCGUGUUGCUCUUGAGGAUAUCAAACUCAAGUUCAUCGAUACAUCCUCCAAGUUUGGCCAUGGUCGCUUCCAGACCACAUCCGAGAAACAGAAGUUCUACGGUCGUCUUAAGGCUUAAGUCUUUGUAUUGCAGUCUCUUUGAUGGUAGUUUUUCUCUAGUCUUUAUAUUCCCCCUGUUCGAGCUAUUUUUGCAGAGAUUUGAAGAGAGCUAUGUUGUCAACUAUACAUUUCUUUUUAAGUAUUUUUGGUUUUCUAUGGACCUCUGAAAUUUUGCUGUUAAUUAAUGAGCACUUCAUAGAUUGGUUCA
Molecule: messenger RNA, 1536 nt
Organism: Beta vulgaris subsp. vulgaris (sugar beet)
Lineage: Eukaryota; Viridiplantae; Streptophyta; Magnoliopsida; Caryophyllales; Amaranthaceae
Product: 60S ribosomal protein L3
Exons: 6
Coding region: 178-1347 (389 amino acids)
Biological process (GO): translation; ribosomal large subunit assembly
Cellular component (GO): cytosolic large ribosomal subunit; ribosome
Molecular function (GO): structural constituent of ribosome; RNA binding
Source: RefSeq, a predicted model, not a curated record